AUGGAAGGAGGCGAUGAUCAUCUCCACCACCGCCGCCACAACUUUCCUUUCCAAUUACUUGAAAAGAAAGAAGAUGAGCCCAGCUCCUCCACUUCUACCUAUCCAUCUCUAGCCAUCUCCGUCGCGGCUGAUACAUUAAACACUAGCGACACCACUCCACCACCAACAGCCUCCUCAAGCCACCAUGUCUCCGCUGAGACAUCCAAGAAGCCGGCGCCCAAGCGUACGACAACGAAAGACCGUCACACCAAGGUCGAUGGACGUGGCCGACGAAUUCGCAUGCCUGCACUCUGUGCUGCUAGGGUUUUUCAGCUCACGCGAGAACUCGGCCAUAAGUCUGAUGGCGAAACCGUCGAAUGGCUGCUUCAACAAGCCGAGCCAGCUGUCAUUGCCGCCACGGGAACCGGUACAAUCCCGGCAAACUUCACUUCACUUAAUAUAAGUUUACGAAGCUCAGGUUCCAGCAUAUCAGUGCCAUCUCAAUUAAGAUCUUCGUACUUCGAUUCAAAUUUUUUGAUUCCUCAACGCCGGGGACUUUUACCGAGCACCGGAUUACAAUCGGAGAAUUCCUCAACGACGUUGUUGAAUUUUCAAUCGCCAAGCCUUAACCCUAAUUUUUUGCAGGCUAAGCCGGAGUUGCAAGAGAAUACACUAGACUUAAUGGAAACUGAGGAGAGUUUAGGGAGAAAGCGUAGGCUUGAGCAAGAAUUACAACAACCUCAGCAUCAAAUAGGAAAUUAUUUUCUACAGUCAAGUACUGGUUCAAUUCCGGCUAGUCAUGCUUCAAUUCCAGCAAAUUUUUGGCCGCCGGUGGCCGGUUCUAAUAACCAAGUCAUGGGUGGUGAUCCCAUUUGGACAUUUCCUUCAGUUAAUAACAGUGCUGCUGCUGCUGCUGCUUUGUAUAGAGGUACUAUGUCUAGUGGGCUACAUUUUAUGAAUUUUCCGACCCCAGUUGCACUAUGGCCUAGUCAACAAUUAGGUUCAACUAGUGGUGGCGGCGGUUCAGUGGAAGGGCAACUAGGCAUGAUCACUGGGCUAAAUCAGUAUCGGACCGGUGAUGCUACUAAUGGGGAAUCUGAAUCUCAAGUGAGCGACUCUCAAUAA
This is a messenger RNA of Fraxinus pennsylvanica, 1104 nucleotides long. Lineage: Eukaryota; Viridiplantae; Streptophyta; Magnoliopsida; Lamiales; Oleaceae. The record is from the annotation of a GenBank genome assembly.